Messenger RNA from Paramuricea clavata, 3948 nucleotides. NCBI's taxonomy places the organism in Eukaryota, Metazoa, Cnidaria, Anthozoa, Malacalcyonacea, Plexauridae. The record is from the annotation of a GenBank genome assembly.
UUCCAAAAAGAUUUGGUAUUGUGGGCUAUGUAUGUGUAAUUGUUCAUUUCCUUUGUGGAUUGGUAUUUACUGCUCUUACUGCAGUUUGGAAGGCAAGUGAGAACGGGAAAUUUUCUUGCUUUGUUGAUGCUAAAAGUACGGCCACGUACAAGAAACAGGUCGAUCAGGCAUGUUUGGCAAGGUAUGAUCAGUCGUAUAGCCCCCAUCUACCUUUGUACGGCUUUGUUUUAGUCAGUAUUGGAUUGCCAGUUCUUGUCAGUGUUGUUUAUUCACUGACAGUGCGCGAUCGCGUCGACGAAAUAGAGUCAAGACAUGAACGACCAACUGCCGUGAAUCAUGAACAGGACAGGAAAACGGUAUAUGUUUUUUAUUUCUAUUUUGUUCACCUUGUUGUACGUGCGUUAUUUGGGAUGAUUUUAACUGUUCUACAACACACAUAUUUCUAUUCUAAUGGGUUUGAUUUCAAAUUCAGCUGUAAUUACAAUACUACAUUAGUAACAUGUGAAAAUGCAACCGCAUCACGAAAACGGUUAUCGAGUAUAUUUUUGUCCAUAAUCAACGGUGUUGUUGCCUUUGUCGUACUUGUGGAAGUUAUUUAUCUCUCUUGGCGACGUUUACCAUUCCUCAAGUCUCGUUCUGGAGUUGGCUGGAGUUGUGAUAAUGACUUUGUUAGAGCUCAUUUUCUUCCCAAGCGACAGGCACCUCCUAAAUUUCAACUGAGAGCCAUCGAAUAUAUAUACUCGUACAAACAACAAAUUUUGAGUCGUCCUCGAUUUGACUUCUAUGUUAAAGUUGUUAUCCACACUGAACGAGCACCGCAUAAAUUUUCCAAAGACAUGAAAAGACACGAAAUUUUCGAUGUUUAUACGGAAGUUCCUUCAAAAUCCAUAAGUUUAGAAAAGAUAAAAGAUUUAUUUUACCCCAACGAAGAUACAGAAGGUAAUUUUCCCCGCAGCAUUCUGGUGAUUGGACGUCCCGGAAUUGGAAAAACGGUCUUGACCCAAAAGAUUCUCCGUGAUUGGGCUGAAGCCACUAAUCAAAUUAAUGAAUAUUAUUGUGACAAGAUCGCCUUCUCUUUUAAACUAAGAUGGUUCAAUAAUACAUUAGAAAAGAUAUCCCUAAAGACAUUUCUUCAAUUUGGAACGGGACUGAGCAAAGAAAAUUUUGAAAGUAUUUAUGAAGAAAUUACUAAAAAGCCACAAAAAGCCAUUCUUAUUUUUGACGGUUUGGAUGAGUUUCACGGCAACCCAAUCAAUUGUUUAGUCCAAUCCACAAUGAUUCCAAAUGACCCCAAUGCUUGCAUGUCUGCGAUGAAUAUAUUUGUCAAACUGUUUUGGGGCGACCUGUUGAAAGGAGCAACGGUUCUAGUAACGAGUAGACCGACUGCAGAUGAUUUUUACUCCAGGCUUGAUUUUGAUCGAAACGUGGAGAUUAUUGGUUUCACGUCCAAUAAAAUUGAAGAAUAUGUCAGCCGAUUUUGUAUCAAAAAUAACAAAACGGACCUUGAAGUAAAGAUAUGGGAACACAUCAAAACCUCAUCAGAACUGUUGAACUUAUGUUACAUUCCAGUCAACUGCUUUAUAGUAUGUGUUAUCCUCUCUGGAUGUCUUAGUGAGCCACAAAAUGAGACAAAUACUCUUCCAACAACACUAACAAAACUUUACCAGAACGCUUUACGUUAUUAUGAAAAAUACGAUAAUGACAGAGAUACAGAGGGAAACCCAAUGAUAACGGAAGAGAUUUUAAAGAAACUUCAACUAUUAGCAUUCCGUGGUAUGAAAAAUCACAAACUGAUUUUUGAUCAAGAAUCUGUUGAUAAACAAAUGAAGAAGUCUUGUCUGUUGAACAGUUUAUCCAACCCUAUUUUUCCAAUUCAAACACAGUUUUGUUUUAUUCAUUUAACCAUACAAGAAUUUCUUGCUGCAAGACACGUGACUGAAACACUUGCUCCACCUGAAAUAAAGAAGUUUAUUUCCGAUCAUGUUCGAAGUGGUAGAUGGCGUUUAGUUCUUCAGUUCAUUGCAGGACUUUUGGGUAAGAAAAUCGAGAUGUUUGAGUACAAAGAUUGUGUUUGGGCGUUUGCAGAAAGUUUCAAAGUUAUUCAUGGUAAAAUGAAACUUAAUUACAAUCAAGUGUUUGCAAUGACAUGUUUAAUGGAAGUGGACAAUGGCAAGAUUGCUAAAGAAGUUUGCGAGACAACUGCUUUGAACGAUGUUGUAAGGCUUAAUAAUUCUUAUUAUUGUGCUUCCCCAAGUGAAAUGGCAGCGGUGUGUUUUGUUUGCAAACACAUGAAAAACUUGGCAAGUUUAAAAUUAGAACCGACCAAUGCAGGCAGUGUUCAGGAAGUCCUAGAAUUGCUGCAAAAAAGAUGCAUAAAGAAACUAGAAUUGCUUGAACUCUCGCGGAGCUGUGCUCGUGUAUUCAGUGCAUUGAUAAAAUUAAACUGUACGUUGAACCACCAAGACACUAAGCUGACUUCGUUAAAGCUCCAGUAUUUUUCGAUUACCGAGGAAGAAUUACCAAACCUGUGCAUGUUUUUCGAAAAUGGGCAUGGAAGUCAUCUUGAGAGAUUAGAUCUACGUUAUCACAAAGGUUUAUUUGGCAUAUCGAAACUUUGUGAAGUCCUUAACAACAAUGACAAUUGUACAGAACUUACAUGUCUGUACCUUCAUUAUGUACCGUUAAAGUACGAGGAUGCAAGUGUGUUGUUUGAUACUCUGACUAAAGGACUUUGGAAGCUUACCAAGUUGAAUAUCACUGCGUGUGAGUUAACAGAUCGAUGUAUUCCUACGCUCGUUAAGGCGCUGCAAGAUGAACAUUGUCAACUGACUGUUCUAUCACUGGGGUGGAAUGCCAUAGGUGAUGAAGGUGUAGGUAUGUUGUUUGAAGAUGCACUGACAAAAGAGCAUUGUAAGCUUACUGAGUUGAAUCUUAGUUCGUGUUCGUUAACAGAUCGAUGCAUACCCAGUUUGCGUAAGGCACUGCAAGAUGAACGUUGUCAACUGACUGUUCUAUCACUGGGGCAUAAUGCCAUAGGUGAUGAAGGUGCAUGUAUGUUGUUUGAAGAUGCCCUGACAAAAGAGCAUUGUAAGCUUACUGAGUUGAAUCUUAGUUCGUGUUCGUUAACAGAUCGAUGCAUACCCAGUUUGUGUAAGGCACUGCAAGAUGAACGUUGUCAACUGACUGUUCUAAAACUGGCGUCCAAUGCCAUAGGUGAUAAAGGUGUAGGUAUGUUGUUUGAAGAUGCCCUGACAAAAGAGCAUUGUAAGCUUACUGAGUUGAAUCUUACUCAGUGUUCGUUAACGGAUCAAUGCAUAUCCAGUUUGUGCAAGGCGCUGCAAGAUAAACAUUGUCAACUGACUGUUCUAAAACUGGCGUCCAAUGCCAUAGGUGAUGAAGGUGCAGGUAUGUUGUUUAAAGAUGCCCUGACAAAAGAGCAUUGCAAGCUUACUAAGUUGGAUCUUGGUAAGUGUUCGUUAACAGAUCGUUGCAUACCAAGUUUGUGUAAAGCACUGCAAGAUGAACAUUGUCAACUGACUGAUCUAUUACUGGGGCAGAAUGCCAUAGGUGAUAAAGAUGUAGGUAUGUUGUUUGAAGAUGCCCUGACAAAAGAGCAUUGUAAGCUUACUAAGUUGAAUCUUACUCAGUGUUCGUUAACAGAUCGUUGCAUACCCAGUUUGUGUAAGGCGCUGCAAGAUGAACGUUGUAAAGUAACUGAAUUACGGCUUUGCACCAAUCAGUUUACGGGAAAGGGUAAAACGUUACUUGAUGAUGUACAGGAAUAUCCAAGUUGUAAAAGCAGAGGUUUACUACUUAAGACUGCUUUAUAAAGUUACAUAACACCUGUACUCUUGUAAAUAUGAAUGUAUGUAAAAAAUGUAAGAAAGAAAUGCUACUGUAAACCACCUUGGUGUCUAUUCCAGAAAUAUCAGCAUGGAGGAUCCGUGG